AUGGGGGUGGUGCUGCGUGGGGACCGCGACAAGCCCAGGGCCAUCGUCGUCAAUGCGGAGCGAGGGUACCUGUACUUCACCAACAUGCAGGACCGGGCAGCCAAGAUCGAACGUGCGGCCCUGGACGGCACUGAGCGCGAGGUCCUCUUCACCACCGGCCUCAUCCGCCCCGUGGCCCUGGUGGUGGACAACACACUGGGCAAGCUGUUCUGGGUGGACGCGGACCUGAAGCGCAUUGAGAGCUGUGACCUGUCAGGGGCCAACCGCCUGACCCUGGAGGACGCCAACAUCGUGCAGCCUCUGGGCCUGACCGUCCUUGGCAAGCACCUCUACUGGAUCGACCGCCAGCAGCAGAUGAUCGAGCGUGUGGAGAAGACCACCGGGGACAAGCGGACUCGCGUCCAGGGCCGCGUCGCCCACCUCACUGGCAUCCACGCGGUGGAGGAAGUCAGCCUGGAGGAGUUCUGUACGUGGGGACUGGCGGCGGGGGGAUAG
Piliocolobus tephrosceles (Ugandan red Colobus) is the source of this 495-nucleotide messenger RNA. RefSeq names its product low-density lipoprotein receptor-related protein 5-like. The transcript is spliced from 3 exons. Bases 1 to 495 code for a protein of 164 amino acids. Lineage: Eukaryota; Metazoa; Chordata; Mammalia; Primates; Cercopithecidae. The record is from RefSeq and is a predicted model, not a curated record.